GUCCCCAUUUCUGAUCCAGAACACUGCAACUCUUAGUUACAUUAUGUAACUGUGGUAGUAUAUAUGUUUUUUACAGAUCAGUAAAUAUUUCUAAAAUGCAAGUCAUUUGAGAAAAGCCGUCCUCUAGAUGAGCAAGCAACACUUAGUAACUAAUGACUACAUUUCCCACAAUCCCAAAGGGCAGCGGUCCUCCUCUUGUGACGUCACGAACGCUAGGUGCGCUGAAAAUGGUGACGUUAAACGACGAGCUUCAGCUGAGCUGUCACCAGCUGUUCGCCGAGGAAAUAAAAAAGUGACGGGGGGCAAAAUUGUGCUACAUUUUCCACGCAGAUUUUUUUUUUCAGCACAAAGUGGUCGAAAUAAAUACCUAAACACUGUGCACAAGGACCGGAGGGGCAGAAGUAGUCGGGACAGAAAGACGAACACACAACGGCACAAACACGACGGAGGAGAAGGAGAGAUUUGGAAUUAUAUAACAAGAUUGGGAUAAUAUCGAAUUCAGACUAAAAACGGUGCUGCUUCCUCUAAAGUGCAUCGGUUGCUGUCUGUGACGCUCAAGAAACCCGAAAGCUUCGCCGACUGCCUCAGCUCUCCCCCGGGUCGUGGGGUUGUGGAGGCGGCAGGAGGAUGAACGUGGGAACGGCGCACAGCGAGGUGAACCCCAACACGCGGGUGAUGAACAGCCGGGGGAUCUGGCUGUCCUACGUCUUGGGAAUCGGGCUGCUGCACGUCAUCCUGCUGAGCAUCCCUUUUGUCAGCGUGCCUGUGGUCUGGACCCUCACCAACCUCAUCCACAACAUGUGUAUGUACAUUUUCCUGCACACGGUCAAAGGGACACCCUUCGAGACCCCAGAUCAGGGCAAGGCCCGUCUCCUCACACACUGGGAGCAGAUGGACUAUGGAGUGCAGUUCACCGCCUCUCGAAAGUUCUUAACCAUCACACCCAUCAUCCUGUACAUCCUAACCAGCUUCUACACAAAGUAUGACCGGAUCCACUUCAUCAUAAAUACGGUUUCCCUCGUGACUGUGCUCAUUCCCAAACUGCCCCAGCUGCACGGCGUCCGGAUCUUCGGCAUCAACAAAUACUGACGCCCUGGAGGACUCUGACCCUGACCCCUGUCCUUGCAACCCUCAGCUGAACCCCGCAAACUCGUGGUCCCCUUCUACCCUGGCAGAGGAGGGACACCUGCAGGACUGGUAAUCCAGUGCAGCACAGCUUUUCACACCUCAGUGUUACAACGGGUUUUGGACUACAGCCAUGAGAAACUAAGUUCAGAAGACCCAGAGAAAACAAGUGACUGGUUGCCUGCUGUGCAAAAGCCCUUAAACUUUGUCUGCUGAGCUUA
Molecule: messenger RNA, 1346 nt
Organism: Lepisosteus oculatus (spotted gar)
Lineage: Eukaryota; Metazoa; Chordata; Actinopteri; Semionotiformes; Lepisosteidae
Gene: ormdl3
Product: ORMDL sphingolipid biosynthesis regulator 3
Biological process (GO): ceramide metabolic process; intracellular sphingolipid homeostasis; sphingolipid biosynthetic process
Cellular component (GO): endoplasmic reticulum membrane
Source: RefSeq, a predicted model, not a curated record